UCCCUAACCCCUCCCGCGGGGGGACGGCCAGGUAAACAUCCAAGAUGGCGGCGGCGGAGAGUGCAGGCCCGGCGGCGGCGCCGGGGGAGCCGCGGGGCGCGGCGGAGGCCGACGCCGCUGGGAUGGGCCUGACGGACCUGCCGGGCGAACUGCUGGAGCUGAUCCUUUGUUGCGACGUGCUGGGAGCCGCCGACAUCGGGCGGGUGUCGUGCACCUGCCGCCGGCUGCGUGAGGCGUGCCAGCCCCGCGGCAAGGUGUGGCGGGAACGCUUUCGCCUCAGAUGGCCAUCACUGCUGAAAUACUAUAGCCACACGGAUGGUGUUAGCUGGCUUGAAGAAUACAAAGCACGGCACAAUGCUGGUCUAGAAGCCCAGAGAAUUGUAGCUUCAUUCUCCAAAAGGUUCUUUUCAGAACAUGUCCCCUGCGAUGGAUUCAGUGACAUUGAGACUCUCGGCUGCCCAAGUCAUUUUUUUGAAGAUGAACUGAUGUGUAUCCUUAACAUGGAAGGAAGGAAAGGUCUCACCUGGAAGUACUAUGCAAAGAAAAUUCUAUACUUCCUACGGCAACAGAAUAUAUUAAAAAAUCUGAAGGAGUACCUUCAACGCCCGACUGAUCGGCAGUCAUUUUUGGAGGGUGCUGUUUUAAUUGAUCAAUAUUGUAACCCGCUGUCAGACAUCUGCUUAAAAAGUGUCCAGGCGCAGGUGGAUGAUAUCACAGAUAAAGUGCGCAAAGUCCUGCGGACAAAAAAUCCAAGGCACCCCAGCUUGGCUUCCAAGGCAGGAGAGGUCCUGAUUCCAGAAGUGGAGCUUCAGCGGCAGGUACUUGAUGCUAUGAAUUGUGUCCUGUAUGAGCAGUUAAAAUACAAAGGAAACGAGCUGGAUUACUAUAACUCCCUGAAUUCAUACAUUCACCAGGUUUUGAUCCGCAGGACAGGAAUUCCCAUCAGUUUGUCUGUGCUUUAUUUAACAAUUGCCAGGCAGCUAGGAGUCAAGCUUGAACCGGUCAACUUCCCGAGCCAUUUUCUGCUGCGAUGGUGUCAAGGAAAAGAAGGAAGCACAGAUAUUUUUGACUACACCUACAUUGAUGCCUUUGGGAAGGGGAAGCAGCUGACGGUGAAGGAGUGCGAGUACCUCAUUGGCCACCAUGUGACAGAGGAGUUCUAUGGAGUGGUGACUUCAAAAGAGGUCUUGCAGCGUAUGGUGGGAAAUCUCUUAAACCUUGGCAAGCGAGAAAGCACUGAUCAGUCUUACCAACUCUUGAGAGACUCGUUGGAUCUAUACCUGGCCAUGUAUCCGGACAAUGUGCAGCAUCUAAUGCUCCAGGCUAGGUUAUACUUCCACCUGGGAAUCUGGCCAGAAAAGGUUCUGGACAUCUUGCAGCAUAUUCAGGCUUUGGACCCAUCCCAGCAUGGGGCUGUCGGGUACUUAGUUCAACAUACCCUAGAGCAUAUUGAGCGCCGGAAGGAGGAAGCGGGACCUGAGGUGAAGCACCGUUCAGAUGAGAAGCACAAAGAGGUCUGCUUUUCAAUCGGGCUGAUUAUGAAACACAAGAGAUACGGCUAUAACUGUGUGAUUUAUGGCUGGGAUCCCGCCUGCAUGAUGGGGCAUGAAUGGAUCCGGAAUAUGAACGUCCACAGCCUUCCACGUGGCCCCCACCAGCCUUUCUACAAUGUGCUAGUGGAAGAUGGCUCUUGCAGAUAUGCUGCUCAAGAGAACCUGGAAUAUAACUCUGAGCCUCGGGAGAUCCCUCAUCCUGACAUCGGCCGCUAUUUUUCAGAGUUUACUGGCAUUCACUACCUACCAAAUACUGAGCUAGAAACUCGGUACCCAGAGGAUUUGGAGCUCACACGUGCCACAGUUCAGAAGAUCUACAGUUCAGGCCUGGGAAAGAGCCCCAGCAACAAAAACAGAAGCAGCUCGGCUUCUGCUUCCGGAGGUGGCAAGUGCACUGAGGUCCAGUUGGCCACCUCACUGAUGGAUACAAACUCUCCUAAUGCAGAAGACGAGCUUCUAGCCCUUUUUCAUGCCUGCUAAACACACCCAGUCCCUGUUCCUACCUUGUUGUCUGGUCUGUUCAUUGUGUAUGUCCAAGCCAGGAUCUGUAGCACAGCUGUCAGUGCUCCCAGGAUGAUUUUGGACCUCAUGGCACUGUUUCAUGGAAGCCUUGAGGUCAGUACCAGAAUGACUUUGAUGUAUGGGGAGCUUCCACUCGCUGCCGUCUCCAAUCUAUAGGUAUUUAUGCAAUACAGUGGGACUGUGACUGGAAACCGGCCAACCCUGGAGUCAGCAAAACCGUGUAUGGAAGAGAGAUGUUAAUUCCUGCAGCUUGAGGCCUUCUUCCUUUUUGCCAAAAAAGAACAGAUUUUGGGGGAGCGCAUACUCCGCUGCCCAGGAGGGAAGAGCUUUAGCAGCUCAAGGCACAUGAAUUCCUACAUGACUUAAAGGCCCACUUUAAGUGCAGAACCACUGCAGAGAAGGUUUUCCUCUGGGCUCAGGGAUUACAGGGUGCAGAGUGACGCAGUGUUUGUGCAUACACAGAGCCUGCAUAUCUUUGUGGUUCGUGAAUUAACAGCUAUAGACUAGCUGCAGCUAGUGUCUCCUGUCACUGUCCACUUGCAAUACAGUAGUUACAUCAGAGAUGAGAAUUAGGUACUGUGCCCUGUAGAGUUAGGUGGAUGCUCUUAGUCUAUUAUAGCACUUCAGGUAUCGCCACGUGAAAUCACACAGCCCUCCUCUUAGAAGAAUGCUUGAACUGCAUGCCGUCCUGUUGAAAUACUGAGCACUGAUUAAAUAUGAGAAAUAAAUACUGAAAGCCCAGCGCUUUUGCCAGCGGAGUGGUGGUGGUCUGCAGAAAUCCUGGUGCUUUAGGAGGAAUAGCCCUGCGUGGUUAGUGUCGAGGAAUGGUGAAGGUGGUGUGCUCUGAGUAGAACUGUGUCUUUAAAGAAGUCUGUACUGAAAUGAGCUUGGAGGGAGGGAAGGAGGAAGGGACUGGAGAAUUGCUACAGAAGCAGAAUGGGUCCAACUGAAAGCAGGGUAGGGGGUCAUUAGGGAAAAUCUUAAAAUCCAUCUCUUGGUUUUGAGGGUUGAAGUAGACCCCAACCCUUUCUGAGGGUUGAAAGCAGUUCCCAAAAGAUUCCAGGAAGAGAUGCAAGGUUGGGAACGGGACUUCUGAGUCACAAGGUUGAUGCUGGCAGCUGAGAACAGGCAUGCAGGCACAGCGCUUGGACUCCCCAUUCCGAGCCCCAGCUUUGAUGAGGCUAGCUCUGUGACAGCGCAGGUAUUAGUGAGUUUCCCGGGGCUUUACGCUCCCCUCUGCCAAACGGGCAGUCUGCUGACACCUUGCCCCUCUCAAGUGUCUCAAGAGAAUUGCCACAUACCGAGCUCGUAGGAGUCCUGAGCAAGAGGUGCUGCCUGGAUGCCAGGUACAAUCGUGCCAUUAAAAAAAAGCCGCAGGAGUCAACAGAAAGCUGCCCAAAGUUUCUCUGAAAGCUGGUGCUGGACAGUGCAUACCCAACCCACUUGAAAACAAGCUGUGUACUUUAAGAUGGGCGUCCCAGAGUAGCCAUCAGAGCCCUUUAUACCCAUCUUUCUGGGGCCACCCUAUGUUUACACUCUGAAAAGGGUCUGGACAAGGAGGAAGCAUGGGAGCCGCUGUUCACGCGCACUUCCCUCACCCACAGUCCCUUAACCAUUUCCGUUUUUGCGUGGGGUGCAAAAGGGGAGUGUUACUCUGCAAUAGGGGACAGAAGUGCUCAAGUGACACAUGUACGCAAGGCAACCCAGCCAGCCCUGUACCUGAAACCUCUCAUCCCUUCAGCAAAUGUUUUGUAGAGAAACUGUGUCCUCAGGCAGGUCUACCUGCCUGCCUUGCUGCGCAGACCAUGUUGGUGCACAGUUAUGUGGGCGCUUGUGUUGUCUAGGAGCGCCGACACAGCCUUGCACGUGCCAAAUUGGGAAGAGACUGGAGGCAUUUCAGUAGGCACCGCACAAUGUCAGCACAGGGUCCAAGUCUGAUUCUGGGACUUCAGACAAAACCAAAGGAAACUGUCUAUAAAGGCUCCCCCUUUUUACCCUGUUUGGUUAGGCAUGCCCGUUGCCUCGGUCUGUUCCUGUGGGGUAGGCUGUGUUGCGUGCCAUGGAGGAGACCUCAGCCAAGUGUCCAGGGUGGCCAGGGAAAGAUGAAAAAACCCACAAUGAGAUCUCUCCCUCUCUCUCUCUCUCCCCUGCCCCCCCGCCCCAUGAGCAACCUCGAAACACCUCCUUGGCUUGAUGGAGGUCACGUCAGGUGUUUGCCUGUGCCUCAGGCGGCUCUUCUCUCCCCUCCUCCCCUCCUAGCAGCGCAGGUGUCUGCAGUCACCAUUUCCCGAGAAGACAGCAGUGGAUCGCAAACGUUCCUUGUAUCCGUGAGUGGUGUCUGGGUCCACAUGAGUGUACAUAUGUUAAAGAUGAUACGUGUGCAUAUACAUUGGGAUUUGUCCUGUCGUGUCUGUGCAGAGUUCCCUCAUGGGAAAGGGAUGUUUUGCAAGGUGGCAUUGCCACCCUUCUUUUACCUGACUUCCCUCACCCACCCUCCCACUGAGCAGAAAGACUGUCCUGGCUGGUCUGGGGCAGUACCAAAGUCCUCUGGUUCUGAGUCCCCUGGGGACGGAAGGGUGGGUUUCCUGCAGCUGAUACUAUCUUCUCCCUUUCCUUUCUGUGUCAUCGGCCAUCUGGCCUCUGGACAGAAGAGCCAGGGUGCUAUAAUGUUAAAAUGGCUUUCUGGAGCGUGAAGGAACAAAAUACGGAGUGGGGGAAGAGGAGGCUGGGAGGGGGCAGGAAGCAAGUAGUAAUCGCUGUCUGGAGCGUUUGGGAAAUGGCACAGAGCGCCGAGCAGCAGCCAUGGGCUGGUUUUGAGCGGUGCCACUGGGUCUCGGGGCUCAGGUAGGUUUUAAGGGUAGUGCCCUUCCCAGACUUCCCCUAGCAGGGAGUGAGGGCUGUUGGCAACAGCCUCUUUGGGGGAGGUUCGUCCUCCCUUACAGGAUGUCUUGAUGUGCUGCUGCUUGUGAGGGGCUGAAGACUCUCCACCAGCAAGGGGUGUUCCCUCGGGCAGGGGAGGGACAGCUGAUGGUGCAGCAUCCUCUUGGGAAGCCCUUCCAACCCCUCUGGCCCCACCCUGACACACAGGGCCAGUGGGGACACACUUGGAGUGCCCUGAUGGCCCCCAGCGCCGCGGGCAUGGAGCGUGGCCUCUGAUGACCCGUGGCAGUUUGGCACCAACAUUUACAGGAAGAACGGAGGGCCCAAGACCCGCCGUGCCAGGCAGCCCUGGCUCCAGUGGGUGGAGAGCUGCAUCCUCUGGGGCUCUGCUGCUGAGCACAGAUGGGCAAGGGCAGGAAGGACUACUUUGGGCUAUAGGAGGGCCCUGGGGAUCUUCUGGUCCCUUCCAGGCCACCUUCACAUUUCCAUCAGGUGGCUCAGGGUAGUGUCCUGACGAGUUUUGAGCAUCUCCAAGGGCUGUCACAGCCCCGUGGGCCCUACCUACCUGGCUGGUGGCACUUCCCCCCACAUGAGGACACAGGGACUGCCUGUGUAGGCAAGGGCAGAGUGGUGCAAGUGUUACCCCUCACUCCUGCUCUUGGGGUGGCUGCAAGAUGCCUGGGCUGGGCAAAAAGGCACAUUUGAUGAAAAAUUGUCUGCCCCAGGCCUGAAGGGUGAGGACCCCUGAGCCCCAGGCUCCUCCUGACACUGACAGCAGAAGUUGGGGGAUGGGGACAUCUGUCUUUUUUUUUUUUUUUUUAAACAGGUAUUUUAUUGGAUCUGGGGCAGCUGGGCCUGGAAAUGAUUUGGUUCCUUUCCUGUUUAUACUUGGCUUUUAAAAAAAUAAACCACACUGACUUGC
Phalacrocorax carbo (great cormorant) is the source of this 5877-nucleotide messenger RNA. The record is from RefSeq and is a predicted model, not a curated record. Lineage: Eukaryota; Metazoa; Chordata; Aves; Suliformes; Phalacrocoracidae.